CGGUGGACAGGAGGGCGGGCCUUUCGCCGGAAGAGUUCCGCCGCUUGUACGAGGAGCCCAAUACGCCCGUCGUCGUGACGGAUGCAGCAGCGAGGCGACUGGCCCGCGCUGGAGAAGUGGACCCGAAGCAGACUCUCGGCCGCUCACGGAGACCUCCGUCUGCACGCGGGAGGCUUGGAGUUCGCCCUGAAGGACUACCUUCGGUACGCCCGGGAGUCGAAGGACGAGCUCCCUCUGUACGUGUUCGACAAGCGCUUCGUGGACAAGUGCCCCGACCUGGGGAGGGAGUACGACGUGCCCAGCGUGUUCGCGGACGACCUGUUCUCCGUGCUUGGCGAGGAGCGCCGGCCCGACUACCGCUGGCUCAUCGCGGGCCCCGCCCGCUCGGGCUCCUCGUUCCACGUCGACCCCAACUGCACGAGCGCCUGGAACGCCACGGUGUCUGGCAGGAAGAAGUGGAUCAUGUUCCCCCCCGGAGAGACACCUCCGGGAGUUCACCCUAGCGAAGAUGGGCUGGACCUGGCCGCUCCCGUGUCCAUCACGGAGUGGUUCCUCAACUUCUAUGAGGAAUGCCACGCGCCCGGGCGGAGAGUGCGCCCUCUGGAGUGCGUCGUGUCUGCAGGGGAGGUGGUGUUCGUGCCCAUGGGGUGGUGGCACUGCGUCCUCAACCUCGAGUGGUCCGUGGCGAUAACCCAGAACUUCGUCAGCAGGGUGAAUCUUCCGCACGUCGUCAAGUUCCUCCUCACCCAGAAGCACCUGAUCUCGGGCCUGCCCCCCGAUCAGCGGGACGAUCUCGGAGAGAGAUUCGUCACGGCGAUGUCCGAGCAGCGCCCCGAUCUCGGUGUAAGCGAGAUUGCAGAGCGGGCCACCUCUAGUACGACGGCUGCCGCCUCAGGUUUCGGAGGCUGCGACGGGGGCGUGGUGGCGAACGGGGGAGGGUCGUGCCGGAACGGGGGUACCAGCAAGAAGAGACAGAAGUUGUGGGACAAGCUCAAGCAGGGCGGUGGUGGAGAGGCGGUUGGCGUUUCCGAUGCGGAAGGGGCGAGCGAAGACGGCGGCGGCGGCGGCGGCGGCGGGCGUGCCGCGGCCGUCAAUGGCGGGGACGGGUGUGCCGAAGGAAGGAGCCAAAGCGCGAGUAGCGGCGGAUUCAGUUUUGGCUUCUCGUUUUCGUAGCCAAAGGCCCGAGAGAGAGGCACGCGCGUUGAGAGUUGUCCUCCUACCACGCGAGCGGGCUUUUGCACGGCGAGGAAUUGGGUGCUUUGUUUGGUCGUUCGUCGUGGACGAGAAAAACUGCUUUGUCGACUUCGCUACUUCAAAGUAUUUGUUUUCGGUGUAUCUGCUUGCGCGCCUUUUUUUUGGUUCAACCUACCAACGCCGUAGACAAUGGUGUUGCGCCUCGCGCGGUCGUUGGAACGCUCUCGACGUGCAUGCAUUUGGCUUUCGCGCAUGCGACGACUGCAGACUGCGAGGUCCAUGCUCAGCCAAAGGGGAUGUUGCUCUUGCCGCCUGCGCUUUGUGGUGCGGGUUUCGGGUUAUCCCGAAGUCCAUUUUACCGAUGUAGCCAAAAGCAAGCAUGCCCUUUGCCGCUAAGCGUAACCUGUAGGCGCCGUCAGGGGACCCGUCAUUGACGAUACAUCUCCUCUUUAUCUGCUACCAUCUCUGUUUGGGAGUCUGCAAGCGCAAGUCGACACGCUGAGGUAUUUAGGCCACUACUAACAUCCCCAACGGGGACAAUGUUGCAACAUGACGAACCCAGACACGGGCUCACUACAAGUACGCUGAUCGACUAAGCAUGACUCGGAGGUACAUGGAGAACCAUCA
This is a messenger RNA of Ectocarpus sp. CCAP 1310/34, 1821 nucleotides long. NCBI's taxonomy places the organism in Eukaryota, Phaeophyceae, Ectocarpales, Ectocarpaceae. The record is from the annotation of a GenBank genome assembly.